Messenger RNA from Pimephales promelas (fathead minnow), 3547 nucleotides. It is a transcript of the gene bcl3, whose product is annotated as BCL3 transcription coactivator. Gene Ontology annotation, biological process: cellular response to tumor necrosis factor. Gene Ontology annotation, molecular function: NF-kappaB binding. Gene Ontology annotation, cellular component: cytosol. NCBI's taxonomy places the organism in Eukaryota, Metazoa, Chordata, Actinopteri, Cypriniformes, Leuciscidae. The record is from RefSeq and is a predicted model, not a curated record.
AGGGAAAACCCCAGUUCACUCACCCACCUACUUCCUAAUUUGAGUGAAUGAGAGAGGGAGACUCUGAAUUCAGUUCAGAUCAUAGAGUCAGCGAGCAGCACAGCGCAGAGGUUAUCAUCAUGACUGCAGCGCGUGAUCAAUAGCCUAAUAGUAAUAAUGCACAUGACAAAUUGUCAUUGCCCUAAAAUGACAUUCUUCUAAUUGCAUGUGAAAUUAAUAAGGAUGUUUAUUCAGUUCUAUUUUUUCUAAACUAACCAUUUAAUAGAAAACUUUGUGCAUACGCGGAGGCUAUGAAUUUAAAUGUUUCAGUGAGCUGUGCUAAAACCUAUUGAGCAAAGCGCGUAAGUAUGUUGUUUAAUCUAGACAGCAAGAGGUGAUAGUCAUCUUGGGACAAGGUCAAGAUAGUCAUAUUGACACAAUGUUAAUAAAAGGAUUCGUCUAGGACCCAUAUAUCGCCUACCUGAGGACGAGGACAAUGACAAUGAGCGGCAGUAAUCACACUGUGCCACUGGAUCUUACCAACAAAACCAGAGAGCGUGGGAGCUGCGCGCAACCGGGAGACCAAGGUCGCCCUAAACAUACUCCAGAAAGACAGGUGAAACCGAAGCAAAGGUUCAGCACUGGACUCGGGAUUCUUCCCCCUGAAUCACGGGACAGUUGUGAUGGAUCAGUUUCGCAGACGACUCAAACAGAUUAUGGGGAUGUCAGGGCAAGCAGGACGCGCGAGGGUCCCACACAAACCCGACCUAUAACCCCGAAGUGCAACAGUCAGACGGACGCUGCAGGGAAACCGACAGAUUCCUCAUUUUCCACGCGUCCGAUAAAGAAACGUCCUUUCCCUCCGGAUGUGGAUCAUGAUACCAGUGGUCCAAGAAAUAUUCCACAUAGCCCGGGUGCAAAAGAGUUGAAGGACUCUGCCGUGGGUCAAAUACACAAAGAUGCACCGCUGAGAUUCUCUGACUCGCAGUUCGUAACACCAUAUCUUAUAGCAGGCUAUCCAUUUUUCCAGUUGUCUCGGCAUUACAGUCAACAGGAAUGCAUUGCUUUUCCGGUUCCCAAUCUUUCACCUCCUCCGCCACUGGAAAGCACAGAUCGUCUGCUGGCAGAUAUUGCUGCGGCCACAUGUCAGGAUGAAGAUGGUGACACACCUCUUCACAUUGCUGUGGUCAAGGAGAACAUCCAACUGGUCAGAUGGCUUAUUGAAAUAUUUCGACGGGCCCACAAAGACCUGGACAUUUUCAAUAACCUACGGCAGACACCAUUGCACUUGGCUGUAAUCACCCAUCAACCUAUUCUGGUGAAAGCUUUCCUGGAUGCAGGAUCUGACCCCGGAGCUCUGGACCGUAAUGGACAGACAGCGCUGCACUUGUGCUGUGAGCACAAAGAUGUAAACUGCCUCUCUGUCAUCCUCAGACACUACCCCCAAAACCCUUUGCCCCACUUGGAGAUCAGGAACUAUGAGGGUCUGACACCCCUCCACCUGGCUGUGCAGAAAGGAGAUAAAGCAUUGACAAGACUCGCAUUGGAGAGCGGAGCUGAAAUCAACGCUGGGGAUAAUAAAAGCGGUCGCAGUGCACUGAUUCAUGCUGUAGAAAACAACUCUAUUGACAUGGUCACCUUUCUGAUCGAGAGUGGGUGUGAUGUGAACGCACAGUCUUAUAGUGGGAAUACAGCCUUACACAGCGCUUGUGGCAGAGGUCAGAUAGAGAUUGUCAGGGUCUUGCUGAAGAAUGGAGCUGACAGUAGUCUUAAAAACAACCACAAUGACACUGCCAUCAUGGUAGCAAAAAACAAAAAGGUGUCUGAUGUGCUGCGUGGGAGGGGCACUCGCACCUGCAAUGGGAAAACGUUACCUGGCAGUAAUGGCUCUCUGUCCCCUGGCAGCUCCAACCAUUCUCCCCAGAUGACUCCCACUUUUCAGCGCAGUACAUCGCAUUCUCCUGUGACUCCAAAUUUACCACGAAGUCGGUCAGCAGAGAACAUUUCAGAACGUCAAUCACCGAUGAACAGCAAUGAAAAAACCUUUCUGCAAAUGUUGCCUCGGACACACCAUAAUAUGGCAGUAGACAACAGGGCAGGGUACGGAAUGGCACUCCAUCCUUUCCCAUAUGUGUCACCGUCUGUGUACGACCAAAUUAAGCCACCUGUCUCUCACAUCCAGAGAAGGACUCUAAUCUCUUCCCCUCUUUACUAUUCCCCUGGUAUUCAAAGACCUCCAUAUUAUUCGGAUACACAGAUAAUCUUACUCCCCAGUAUCCCUGUGCCAAUCUCAUAUGGCUCUCCCUCACAGGGUGCUGGUAACCAAUCACGGCCAUCCAGUCGGAGCAGUGACCAAUCAGACAUGUCUACUGUGAGUGUAAACAGUGAAGAAAGAGGUGUGAGUUGAUAGCUGCUAGAUAUUUAAACAGCUGUCCCUCUUAAAGGGAUAGUUCACCCAAAAAUUAAAAUACUGUUUGAACAUACUGUAUGUAGUAACUAACUGGCUUUGGUGACCAUAGAUUGAGUAAAUGAUGAUUUUUGGGUGAACUGAUUCCUUUAUAAGUGGUGUUUGAAUAUUAUUUGCGGUUGACCACAUACUGACUGAUUUAUAGCAUGCAUAUAUAUAUAUCUAAACAUUUUGUUAAAUCUUUUCAAAUUUUGAUAAGUUUAUGCUGAUGUUAUGAAGUUUUGCUAAAUCAAGAACAUUACUGUAUAUUUGUGUUACCAAGUGUUUUGCUAUGUAAUUGAAAUGAUUAUGCUGGAUUUUGUCAUGUAUUUUAAAGAGCUAUGAUAUUUAUACUUCUAUAGUAAGAAACAGAUAUUUUCUUUUUUUUCCCGGUUUCAUUUGUGUUUUUUACUGUGGAGUCUGUAUAUUUAUUGACAGCAUUUUGGUUUUCCCAUGUAGUCCCAUGUUCAGAUUUUCCAGAAUUAAGUUACCCAAAUUCGUAUGACAGAAAAUCUCGUUUACAAAAAAUGUAACUGUCAAAAAUUGUAUUUCACACAGUUAGGCCCUCAAACAUGUAUCAUUAGGGUACACACAUGACAGCCAAUUUCAACCAAGUACAAUACAUCAGAGGUCAAUUUUAUCUACAAUGAACGUUGUCAACUAUUGUUAAAGAAAGCAUUUUGAAAUUGAGAUUUUUUUUUUUUUUUUUUUUUUGCAGUUAUAUUAUUUAUGUGCCUGUUGAUUAUACCAAAAUUGUUACUUGUGCCAAUUAUAUUUCAGUGCAAAUCUUUGAACGGUAGCUUGAAAUCUCUGUCAGAAGAAGUGACAAAUUAUGAGUUUUGACUCACUGUCUUAAAAUGUAUAAUCUUGUAGGAAGCCAGUGUGGGAAAAAAAAAAAACUGUGGGUAACAGGAGAGUUAAAACCAUUUCCGGAAUCUUUAGAAACUGUGAUUAACAUGAUACAGCAUGGGCUUUGAUAUGAAUUUCAAAAGAGGUACUUAAUGGUGAUAUUGCUGGCAGUAAUGUAUACAUUUUGAUUUUAUUAUGAAUGUGUGAAUAUAAGUGCAGCAAUAUAAAAUAACCUAGUUUACUUUGAAUAAAAAAUACAUAUUUUUAUACAUA